AUGAGCUUUGAAGGACAGGUCUACCGGGCUGGCUACUACCCCCGUGGCGAGCGGGCUCAUGUGGUCCAGGUCGGCCUUGGGGAUAAUCGAACGUUCCUGCACGAGCUCGUGGGUCAACCUGGAGAGGUAAGCGUCAACAUCAAGUGGCUCCUCUCCGCCUGCAGCGGAUACUGGAACCAACGGGAGCUGCGUGGCAUUGCCGUUGAGCCCGUCAGAAAGCAUUUCGAGGAUGCUGAAAGCCUGCUUCGCCAGGGGCGCUUUGCCAAUGUGUCACUGGUGCAGGUCGCCUUGGGCCAGUGGGACGGAACCGUGCCGCUUUGGCGAGUCGAGGCGGCGGCGCCGGAGGCCCUGGCGGCCAUGAGCGUGGCGCAGCGCGAGCACUACGACUGGGACAUGAGCUACUUGCGCAACAUGUCUUGCGUCGGCGACAUCUCCUCACACUUGGAGUAUUUCCACUCCCGGCUGGUUGACAAGGCAGAGGUGGCAGUCCCUCUGCGCAAAGACACCGUGCAGCUGUGGAGUUGGAGGCGGUUGGCGAGGGAAAUGGGCUUCCAUGGCUGUGAGGUGCUCGUCCUUGACACAGAGGGCUGUGAUGUCGAAAUCUUGCGGUCAAUGGCGUAUCACUGUUGGUGGCGCCCUGAUGAGCGACCGUGGCUCAUCCAGUUCGAGAGCAACGGCCUGUCGAACGAGCGCGGCGGGGGCUCGGAUGAGUCUGCAGUGGUUGCUGAGUUAGAGGACUUGGGGUACAUGCUCGUGGGGAAGAGCAAGACCGACACCCACUUGGUCCUGCGAGAGAAAGCUGUCGAGGGCAGCCCUUUGCAUCGCUGGAUGCAGACCUGGCGCUGCUCCUAUUGUGGGCGCACGGAAUGCUAUCCCUACUUGGAUGAGCCUUACUCCUGCUGCAGCAAUUGCCGCGAGCGUCCCUCACGAUGGUAG
This is a messenger RNA of Symbiodinium natans, 936 nucleotides long. Lineage: Eukaryota; Dinophyceae; Suessiales; Symbiodiniaceae. The record is from the annotation of a GenBank genome assembly.